GCUUCACCGACCAAGUUGUCGUUCAACUCGCCGCGCUCUCCGCGACCAUCGCCCUUCCGCCGCCCCGACUCGGACGCUCUCCUGCGCUCUCCUUCGACAAAAUCUAAUCCCUUUGUACGACGACCUUCACAAUUGACCACCGGCGACCGUCCAAGGAGUCUCUUCGCCCGUCCCACCAGCCGUCUCAGCAUCGCAGAGUCUUCGUCGAGGCCAACAUCCUCUGGCGUUCUGGCUCCGCCUAUCUCUUUCUCCCGCCAUGCUUCGCGCACUUCAGUAGACUUGGACCAAUCCGCUCCUCCAUCACCUUCGCCCGCCGCACCCUAUGAGGAGUCACCAAUGCCGGGAGACGGUGCCUCACUGUCGUCUCCUCGAGACCUUCCGCCACCUUCGCCGCUCGCUGUACCAAGCUCACCAGCCGUCGCACCGAGUUCGCCUACUGUUGCGCCAUUGUCACCUCUAGGACCUCGCUCGCCCCUUCUAUCACCAUCCUCGACCCGGCCUAUGCGACCGACCGCUCAACGUACUGUCACAUCGUCCACUCAGGCUACCAUCCGAGCUCCUGUGUUUGGCAGACCCACUUCCCGCGAAUCGCCCACAGCCCCGGCCACAAGACCAGCCCCUACCACAAGACCGAGCUACAGUGCCCCUUCAAGGCCGAAUUACACCGCUCCAGUCCAGAUGGCUACUGGCCAAUACUCUCAUCUCCCACAAUCUCUGCUACGAAGCAUGCGCGAAUCUUUCGAAGUCUUGGACAACUCAAACACCGGUGCCAUCACCUCUGCCAGCGUCGCCGAUAUGUUGCAGCAGAUGGGCAUGGACUCUUCGCCCAAGGCUGUCGCUGCUUUCUUCCCUCCCAACACUCCUUCUUCAAUCUCCCUGGGUCGCUUCUUGGACUUGCUAUCUGCACCGCUAGCUGAGAUCAGCGAGCCAUCUGAGCUUGCCGCGGCAUUUGCUGCUUUCGACGUCGAUGACAGUGGUCAGAUUGACAAGCACGAGCUCAAAGAUGCUUUGCUCAAUACGGCCCCUGAGCCUGGCGCCGAGGACUUCCGACUUUCAGAUCAGGAAGUGGAUGCUAUCAUGAGCCAGUUCUCGUCGAGGAGGGCUUUCGGUGCCAAAGGUGUUUUCGGCAAAGAGUUGGCCGGCGGUAACCAGAAGAGAGGUGAGGUCUUUAGAUACAGAGACUUCAUCUCGAAUAUCUCGGGUAAUGGUGGUGUUGAAGGUCCUGAGCAAGUGGCCACUUGA
Molecule: messenger RNA, 1242 nt
Organism: Aureobasidium namibiae CBS 147.97
Lineage: Eukaryota; Fungi; Ascomycota; Dothideomycetes; Dothideales; Saccotheciaceae
Product: EF-hand
Exons: 2
Biological process (GO): mitotic cytokinesis; actomyosin structure organization
Cellular component (GO): myosin II complex; cytoplasm
Molecular function (GO): cytoskeletal motor regulator activity; myosin heavy chain binding; calcium ion binding
Source: RefSeq, a predicted model, not a curated record